GACUCUACAGCGCUGUCAGGACCGGACCGUGAACCCGGAGACGGUACACACUGAGGCGAAAGGAGACACAGGAUGGAGCGGAUGUCUGAGGAGGCGCUGAGGCUCAACCUCCUGAAGCGAGGCCUGGAGUCCCCCAGCGAGCGAGAGGAGGCGCUGGCUAAGCGCCUCAAAAUGGAGGGUCACGAGGCCAUGGAGCGCCUCAAGAUGCUGGCACUGCUAAAACGCAAGGACCUAGCUGACCUAGCAGCCCUGGAGGUCGCAGGGCCCCUGGGAGAUGGGAAGGGCCCUGGAGCCAGCUCCCUCCACCACCAGAGCCUAAUGGGUGCUGCUUAUGAAGAGAAACUCAAUGGGAGUCUAAGGCUGGGAGGCCAUGGAGGCCAUGGGGGCCAUGGAGGCCAUGGUGGCCUUGGCAGCCAUGUUGGACCCAGUAAGCAUGGGAAGGAGAACAUCCUUGAUGAGCCAGUGGAUAUGAGUGCUGGGAGACGAUGUGAUGUGGAGCAUGACAGACGAACUCCGUCUCCAGAUGUUAUUAUCCUAUCAGACAAUGAAGCGUCCAGUCCCAGAACAACACCUCGUCCUGAGGAGCGCCUACACCAGGCCAACCUUGACAUGUUUAAGGGGAAGACCGGAGAGGAGAGGCAGCAGAUGAUCAAAGCUCUGAGAGAGGAGCUGCGUCUGGAGGAGGCUCGACUGGUGCUGCUGAAGAAGCUCAGACAGAGUCAGAUGCAGAAGGAGAACGUGGUGCAGAAGGUCCCGGUGGUCCAGAACGCCGCGUCCUCUGUUCAGCCUCCUGCCAUCCACAGCUCUCCUGGCAUGGGGAAGCUGCCCAUGAGGCCGGGCCUUCACAACCCUGAGCCCCAGAACCUCCGUACUGCACAGGGUCAUACUGUCAUCAGGUCAGCAGCCAAUGCCAACCUGCCACCAAUGCUAAUGUCCCAGCGGGUGAUAGCCCCCAACCCGUCCCAACUGCAAGGCCAGAGGAUUCCCUCCAAGCCUGGGAUGUCACGUUCUAGCUCUGGCAGCAUGGCCAAUGCUGUCAGCUACCAGCAGGCAAGCCAGCAAGUGGCAGCUUCUCAGCGCUCAGGCUCCAGUGCCAUGUACAUGAACCUGGCCCACAUGCAAGCAGCAGCAGCGGCCGGCGGGGUGGCAGGCGGCCUGGGUGGAGCUUCAGCUGUUAGCCCAUCAACCAUGUCCGGUUCAGCCAGCGGAGGGGUGAGCUCCAUGGCCGACCAGGCCAGCAGCCAGGCAGCAGCCAAACUGGCCCUCAGGAAGCAGCUGGAGAAAACCCUGUUGGAGAUCCCUCCACCCAAACCCCCUGCCCCGCUUCUCCACUUCCUACCCUCUGCCGCCAACAGCGAGUUCAUCUACAUGGUGGGCCUGGAGGAGGUGGUGCAGAGUGUGCUUGACAGUCAGGGUAAACUCAGAGGGACACUGGCCCGCAUGGAGCCCUUCUUCUGUGCUCAGUGCAGAACUGACUUCACCCCUCACUGGAAGCAAGAGAAGAGUGGGCGAAUCCUCUGUGAGCAGUGCAUGACGUCCAAUCAGAAGAAGGCUCUGAAGGCGGAGCACACCAACAGGCUGAAGAACGCAUUCGUGAAGGCCCUGCAGCAGGAGCAGGAGAUUGAACAGAGGCUGCAACAGCAGGCAGCCCUCUCUCCCAGCUCAGUUCCUACAGGCCCCAACGCCUCUAAGACUGAUACCAUUAUGCGACAUCAUGCCCUUCGCCAGGCUCCCCAGCCUCAGGCCUCCAUGCAGAGAGGUCUGUCCAACUCGGCGCGAGGUGUUCUUUCAAACUUCGCUCAGGCCUCCCAGCUGUCAGUGGCCAGCAGCCUAAUGGGAAUGUCUAGUGCUAAGCACUGUGGAAGUGGUGGAAGCAGCAGCAGUAGCAGCAAUAGACUGCAGCAUGACAGCCGUCGCCAGAUCUACAACAUCCCAGGGUUAAAUAUUGCAUAUCUGAACCCAGCGGCAGUUGGAGCGCAUAAGAGCUCCAGCUUAGCAGACCGGCAGAGAGAGUACCUGUUGGACAUGAUCCCACCUCGAUCCAUAUCGCAGUCCAUCACCGGACAGAAAUGAGCCCAGACCAGCCCUCCUGCCCCUCUGAUGUCACACCCAUCCUGCCCCUCUACCCCCAUACUGAAGCACUCCCAGAUCAACCAACAUCCCCAAACCCCACCGCAUGCAGUGCCUGUCCGUGUGCCUACCUUAAACCAACCCAUGAAAACCCACCAAGUCGGACAAAGACACUAAACUGUCAGUGCAUCUCCAAUGUUCUUAUGAUAGUAAAAAUCGUCUUCGUCAGCUUUGUUUAAGAAUUAUAAUUCCCAUUAUUAUCGCUGUUGGUAGCACUAUUAUUAUUAUUAUUAUACCUGCAACUACCGUUUUUGCUUCAGUUACUAUUACUCAUUAUGCUUUUUUCUUUUCCAAGUGUUUGGUCCAUUUUUUGUUUCUCUGCUGUCUCUUCUUCACUUUGGGGAGUGACGGUGAAUCAUUGUAGGGUCGCUUUAGGCCACAGUCGAUUAGGAUUACUUUUCUCCUUUUAAUUAUAAUGCUUAGAUGUGACUAUUGCUAGUAACAGAAGAUCAAAAGGUUGCAUUCUGGUUGCUAUGCAACAUAAAGUUUAACAACUUAAGCUUGCUAAGUUGAAAAUACUGAUAGGAACAAAAACAGACAAAAUUAAGUUAGUGACUGCUCUUGAAAAGGCCUGUUCUUGAAAUUAAAAUGUGAGGGGGGCUGAAAGGUCAAAGCAGAGCAUCUCCACUUGUAUCAUCACGUUAAAAGGGUCAGAUUCAAAGGCUGUUUUUGCACUGACACAGUUCAAGUCCAACCUGGCGUCCAGGGCAGCAUCAGAGGUGCACAUGUGUACAAAAGUGAAUCUUGUGUGAAAAGCAUUUGGAGAAGAUUUUCCUUUGGUAUUCGGCUCCCACAUUCCUCAUCAAGAGAUCUUCAUCGGUUUCUUCACUUCAGAUGUCAGCUUCUUGUUACAAAUUUGAAUAGUAACCAGAUAGAUGUAACCAGGAUUUCCUGCAAUUGUAUUUAUCAGGACUGGCAGACACCAUCAGCGGACCAGCAGUCUAUAUAGACUCUAAUGAGCUGACGGGGGACGGGAGGAUGUUCUCUACAAGUUAAGCCAAUAUUCACUUCCCAGGGGGCAAUGGUCUGUCAGGGAGGAGCGCAUUGAUUGUCUUUCCUGGUUCCAUCCCAUCUCACUACCUCCCACUGACCUCCACCAUGCCCCCCUCACAACCAUUGUUCAUCCAGUGCACAGACUGAAGCUUUUGUAUCCAGUAACUCCUCUUUGCAUCACAUAGAAGGUGAAACAAACUCAAAUCUGAAGGUGGAAUUACAAUUUGUGUGUCCAAACCUCAGAUUCUCUACCUAGAAACCUACAAUCUGGGUUCCUUUGCUUCUUCUAUUUGGGUUUUUAGGUUUUUUGAUUGUUGCCCCCACCCCCAAACUUUCUGUGCUUUAUUUUGAUUAGUUUAUCUGGAUUUUUGUUUGUUUAUUUUUUUUUCGGCGUCUCUUAAUGAAUUGGUGGCGAACCUGAGAGGUAUUAGCCCCUGGAGACGAUAAUAAUCAACAUAGCUUAAAACACAAACUAUUGAAAUAUCUGUAUGGAUUAUGUAUAGAUAUCUAGAAAAAAAAAAAGGUUGAGGAUUUUAUCUUUUAUGGGAGAGACAUGGAUCAAUCAUUGUGUGCAUGCUCUGCACACAAGUUCCCUCACUCCAGAGGAGCACUUUGCUUAUUUCCAAUUGGAAAAACUUUUUUUAAAGAAAAAAGGAACAGAAUGUCACAGUUGAGAGUGGCUAAGUUCUAGAAGCUGGCUGAUGGCUGACCAGAGUAAGGGGGCAUGUCACCAAGUAGCGUUCUAAUGGCUGAUGAAAAGUUCAAUUCUAAUUUACAAUGCUUAAUGUUUCAGUUUCCACUUUCACGGUGUGCUCGGUUAGAGCCAGACUGUGUACUCGGUACAUAUAAGCUGCUGCUGGCUGGAGUACACCAGAGUAUAUGAGUACCUGAGUACAUAUAACAGCAUCGGCCUCACUGUCUGAUAAACCCAGCAGUAACUGAAACUUUAAAGCAAUCCCACCUCUUAAUUCUUAAGUCUGAACUACAUGACUUUGGACCAAAUCCUCAACUGAUGGGGGAUCUGCUUCAAACAGUUUGAUAUUGCAACACUGACUCACACACAGAAACCAGGUCCUGAAUCAAGAUACAGGACUCAGACAGACUGUGUGAACCCCAGUACUCAUGGGAGAGUGAUGAGACAUUCACAUAAAAGUUAGGAUGAGAAAAUGUCUCUCCUGUGGGGAGUUCAAACUUUACACGUGUGAGGUUAGAAUGGCUCAAUAAAUCCCACUCCCUACUUUUUCCUAUACUCAAUGUGACUACAGUGGAACCUGUUGUUUGCUCCAGGCGUGUUAGUGUCCCCAGCACUCUGAAUGUUACCACUUGAUACGGUUAAAUGAUGCUCUUAAUGCAAACCAAAUGUAAAAACCACAUUUCUACCUGUUUUUCAACUGCUGUUGCAUGUUCAAAUGUUCAAAAAUCUGUUUCCUCUUGUUUUCCAGCUGUUUGACCAGAUCAUGGAUCAACACAGAGUGCUGAGCUCACAAAUAGAGCCAUAAUUACCCAAACAUAUUUAGCACAGACAUUCACUCAGUGACUUACCGACACACACUGCUGCAGGAACACAAACCAGUAUCAUCUUUACAUCUGGUGAUUAAGACUAGUGUGGAUUUUUCUUCUCAGAUGUUGGCCACUCAAGUGAUGCCUAUUACAUGCAGGCUUUUAGCUGUUCACUGCUACAGAGAGUCCUACAAUGAUAUUUGUCUUGCUUUGCACAUUUAAUUCACUGAACUGUUGAAUCUGUUCAGUUGUGUACAUUUUUUCAUUUGGAGGCAACAAUGUCCCAUGAGUUUCUUCAGUCAUGGACACUUAGUGAGCCUUGAGACCCAGAGAGUUCAGACCCGUGCAGUUCACACAGAAAUUCAUCUUGAUCUUCUUUCGAGGGUUCUGCUGCACUAGCUUAACAAAAGCAUAUGUCCCAAUCAAGUCUACAUUUGCAGUUCCUGGUAGUGGCUGUCAGUCUCCAUAUUGGCUGAACUCUGAUGUAAAAAGAAACAACUCAUCACUGGUUACCUCAGACGUCUGUACUACGGAGCAGGAUUUGUGGUUAGCAAGAUUGCUUUAGGUUUAAGCCUUGUUUUUCAACAAAACAUCUUAUAUCAGAGACUGACUGAAGCACAUAAACUUGUACCAAUAAGAUAUGAAAGUAAGCCUACUUACUACUUACAUUUAUUUCUUAUAUUUAUUUGCAUCUGACAGCUCUGGGGUAGUAGUUAAGAGAAUAAGGCUAAAAAAAUACAAACAUGAAAAUGAUAUCCAGAUCUACUUGUGCUGUAAUGACUGAACACUGAUGUUAUCAGCACAUUAAGUUACACAUUCACACAGUUGGUGAUAUUAGGGCUGCUGUCCUUCCUGCAUUUGGCAGCUGCAGCUGUUUUUUUAAAAUCCUGGAUCAUGUGUUAAACCAAUUCGUAUUGUUCCUUCCUCUGUUUGCCGCUCUGCUGCCAAUAAACUUGUCACUGGUCAUGUCCUGCACACACUGCCCUUUAUAUGUGAAGGUGCUCAGGAACCCUGGGUUGACUAUCGAGUUGAUAAUCACCGUCAUAUGACAUUUUUGAGCUUCGUGGAGUCAGAUAACAAAGAUAUCUUGGGUAGGUUGAGCCUGCUUUGUAGUACAAGGCCCUGAAGUGCUGAUUUCUUGAGUUUGCAGUAGCAAAUCAAUCAUUCCAAGCAGUGUUUCAGUCAGUGUGCAAUGUUACUCAUUGACAUGGUGACUCCUUACAGGAGAGCUGAGGGGCUAUGAAGUCAGUUUGGGGUUAGAGGCAGGAGAACCAGCCAGUUGACUGACUGAGUAGCUUUGAGUGGGCUGUCAAACAGAAGGUGAAGAAAAGGUCUCACACUUUCACCCUUAUUCCACAAAAUCUUUUUAGUGACUUAUUUUAGCAUGACAUCCAGUCAAUGUCAGACUUUAUUUAGGCUUGUGCACAUACAGUAUACUGAUGCAACAUACACAGAUCCAUUAUUGACCUGAGCCGGCCACUGUUACAGAGUGGUACAGGUGGACUAACACGGCUUCUGGUAGCAAUGUUGAAUUCCAGCUCAGGUUUCUGUGCAGUUGACUUUAGUACUUGGACAAUAUCUGGUUUUUGGCUUUGUAAUCAUACGACUGGCUCCAUUACAGUCACUUCAUUUUGAACUCCUACUCACCUUUUAUCAGACACCAGAAUUGGAUUCUGUUCACUUCUUCGGUUGUUGAGCAAAUACUGUACUUACAAAAUUAAUGAUAUUCAGCUUCAACUGGCCCUUUACCAAAGCCAGUAAACAUUUUAGCUUCUCACAAAAAAAUAAAAUGGAAAGAGAAAGUAAAGCACUUCAUAUGGAGGAGUGUGUGUGUAUAUGUGCAUGUCUUUCUAUGGUUGUGAGGAACAAAAGCAGCAAUGUGAGGGCAUUUUGACUUGUGAGGACCGAGCGUUUUGAGGGUUUAAAGGUUCUGAUUAGAAUCAUGUUUAGGUUAGGGUAAUGGUUGGAAUUAGGCUUUCAGUUGUGAUGGGUAAGGUUAGGGUAAGGUACAAAGGAAUGUCUAAAGUCAAUUAGUGCCCUCACAACCAUAAAAAGACAAAUGUGCGUGCAUGUGUGUGUCCUGGCAAGUCUUGUGUAUGUACAGUAGUAGAAGCUAGCAGCAGUAGUGUUCAUAUCAUUGUUGAAUUAGCCCAGCAGCUAGUUAGCUAAAGUAGCUAACACAGGCCACCUCUGUAUUCACUCCUGUUCCACUUAUUGCUCUGUGUUGUCUUUCAUUGACGGCUCCUAUCUUCAGCUAAAAUAUAAUACUGAAGUUAGUAUCAGGUCUUCAGAUAGUGAGCAAAAUCAUGACAUUAACCUUGUUGCAGGGAAGCCGUCAUUUUAACAGGAAAUCGGAUGACUUUGUUUUUGUAGCUGGUGCUGCAGAAGAGUAUUUGAUAGUUUGAGCCUUCAUGGGGAAAAACACAUCAUACGGCCAAAGGUCAGGGAGGCACAGGUUCCGAGACCAUUUUGGACAAACCCAAGACCGUAUCACAGUAGGCUGUCAUUACCUUUAGUCAAAGCCAGUCUCUUCAGGUGUGUCUGACUGUGUCCAGGAAAGUCAUUGAAGGAGGUUGUCGGUUGAACUGUAAGUUAGUUUGUUGUGAACUCUUCCAGCCAGACUGUGUUCUGGUUGAUCGUAUUCUCCUGCCCAGUGAAUAGAAGACUUUGGCCACGACUAUGAAACUACCUAGGGCUAGAUUCAUCAUGAAUUUUUAACAUCUGGGACAAUUUUUACUUUAUGUUUUUGACAUGCAUCUCCUUUAGCUGCCAAGCUGAAGCCGAAGAUUAAAAACAAGCUCCUGUCUCUCUCCUGCUCUUUUGCAGAUGCAUCCUCACACCUUUUGUAUUUGAACUGCAGAUUAUUUUCAAACGUCAAUUUUUAGAUUUCAAAAGUCAUUAUUUUCUGACGUCUCAAAUAAGUUCUCUUUUCUUUAUAUUGCAGUUUUAAAAAAAUGGAAAAAAAAUGUAUUGACUAUGAAAUAAAUGACACGAUAUUUGCUAGGUUUGAAGUAAUAAUGACUUAUUGUACAUAAGCAUUUUUUUCCUCCCUUGUACUGAAAAAAUAAAUUAAAUGGUUGUAUAUUGUGUAGAAAAGCAAAACAAAAAGCCAUGAAUAUUGUGAAGCUUGUCAUUUCGUUUUGUGAUCACUGUGUAUUAUUGUGUAACUAAUGUGCAAAAUGUUUGGGAUACUUUUUUUCCCCUCCCCUGCUUGUUGAAGCGAUCUCCCUGGAUGCAUUGCUUUGGUUUUGGACUAGUUCGAGUUUGCAGGAAAGUGCUCAUUGGUUCAGACAAAAAGGUUCUGCCAUCAUACUACACACCUCAACAUUACUUUGUUUAUUUUAGAAUGGUUUCCUGAACCUGCUCUAGAUAAAAGCACUUUGAUGCUUCACUGUGUGUGUUGAAUUAAAUGGACCCCCAUUAUAUAAUGGUUUGAUGCAGGAUCGGGCUGUUGCAUCCCUUUUCUGAUUCCGGCCUCUCACUAAAAGAAGCAGACUGGUGUUUUUUACUAUAUGACAUAACAGCUGACCACUUGCACAUGUCCACACAUCCGGGCAGUCUUUGGCUUCCUUUAAACCACAAAGACAUUUCUAACAGCUGAACUGGACACUGGAGGCUGAAUCAUUUGUGCUGCUUGCUCACUGUAAUGAAAUAUAAGAAUCCAUAGGACACACUGGGCACAGUUGUCAUGAGAAUGAUGUCAUUGGCAGAUAGAGAUAUCAUUGUUUCACAGUGACUGAGGUCAAUAAUGACAUUGAUCCCUGUAAUCCUUCAGUGCUAUGAUCUCAUAACUUGGACAAAUGAAAGCAGAAAACAUCAUCUGUAUGCUCAUACAUGUAAAUUGUUUUCCUCACUAAGAAGAAGGCAUUUCUGGAGGUAAUACAAAGAAGUGUAACUUUUAUACAGAAUUUUGCCACAAGAUGUUUCAGGUAUGUGUCCAUGCAAAGCUCUGACAUCAAACCUGGACUAACUUUAUAAGAUCAGCUACUGCUCAAGCUGAGAAUUACAGACCCUGAAUCAGUGAUCACUUUUCCUGCCAACACCAGCAUACAACAUGUAUGGUCCUCUACUGUUUGGCUUUAUAUUCUAUACCUUGUUAUAGCUAAUGCAGGGGAGCAUUUAAUUGCAAAAUCAGUUUUAUCAAUUUUUGGAUUUACCAGUAGAAGCGUUUCUUUUUGUCUAAUGAUGACAGUGUUGAAAUAAACAUCUGGGAAGUAGAAACAGAAGAUGAAAUUGACCAGAUAUUAAUUGAAGUCCUUUUGGUUUUGCUUACAUCAAUCCUGACCUUUUGCACAUACUUGAUAUUUAACGGUCUUCAAAAGAGUAAAAGAAAAUAAUGCUGUUUGAAUACUGCCAGUUGAUUGACAAUUAUGCAUUGAUUGAAAAAAUAAGCUAAUUUUGGAGGAAAUAACUUUGUAAUAUUUAUCUCUUGCAAGCUAUGUUUAAUAAAGGUUGAAACAUUU
Messenger RNA from Limanda limanda (common dab), 9086 nucleotides. RefSeq names its product GATA zinc finger domain containing 2B (gene gatad2b). The coding region runs from base 73 to 2073 and encodes 666 amino acids. Gene Ontology annotation, cellular component: NuRD complex. The record is from RefSeq and is a predicted model, not a curated record. Gene Ontology annotation, biological process: negative regulation of transcription by RNA polymerase II. Gene Ontology annotation, molecular function: sequence-specific DNA binding. The transcript is spliced from 11 exons. Lineage: Eukaryota; Metazoa; Chordata; Actinopteri; Pleuronectiformes; Pleuronectidae.